Nicrophorus vespilloides is the source of this 512-nucleotide messenger RNA. RefSeq lists its product as uncharacterized. NCBI's taxonomy places the organism in Eukaryota, Metazoa, Arthropoda, Insecta, Coleoptera, Silphidae. The record is from RefSeq and is a predicted model, not a curated record. Bases 43 to 459 code for a protein of 138 amino acids. The transcript has 2 exons.
GUCAUACAACUUUAAUCAUCCGUCAAAAUUCUCCAUCCAGAUAUGUUCAUCCAUAAAUUAUUGAUUAGGAAUGUGUUUCGUUCGAAACCUGUCGCCGUUCGAGGAUACCGAGAGCCUGGCCAACCGCCCAAAGAAUGUCCUCCUUGUCCGAAAAAGGAACCGCCUCAACCUAGGGUCGUCAUGGAAAAGAAGUGCGAGCCGUGCAGUUUCUGGAAGCAGGAGCAGGAAGUAUGCGAAGGAAACUACAGGCCAAAGAUGUACACAGCCACAAAACCCAGAUCCACGGGCUGCCACAACUGCCAAACAUCUUCGAAGAAAUGCAAUCCUCCUGAUCCCAACGAAAAAUCCAAGUGCAGUGAAUUGAACAUAAACGAGUGCAAGGAUAUACCGGAUUGUCCGAAAGCGAAUUGGCACUGCAGCCAGAAAGUCGACGACGAAUCAACGUUUCCAUUCAGAUAAGCAAUCAAUAAAUUAUGGAUAAACACUUGUUCUUCCUUUCGCAUUGUAUUUGU